AUGAUUCAUCUCCUCCCUCCCCGUUUCAUGAUUCAUCUCUCCCUCCCUUUCAUGAUUCAUCUCCUCCCUCCCCGUUUCAUGAUUCAUCUCCUCCCUCCCCGUUUCAUGAUUCAUCUCCUCCCUCCCCGUUUCAUGAUUCAUCUCUUCCCUCCCCGUUUCAUGAUUCAUCUCCUCCCUCCCCGUUUCAUGAUUCAUCUCCUCCCUCCCCGUUUCAUGAUUCAUCUCCUCCCUCCCCCGUUUCAUGAUUCAUCUCCUCCCUCCCCGUUUCAUGAUUCAUCUCCUCCCUCCCCGUUUCAUGAUUCAUCUCCUCCCUCCCCGUUUCAUGAUUCAUCUCCUCCCUCCCCGUUUCAUGAUUCAUCUCCUCCCUCCCCGUUUCAUGAUUCAUCUCCUCCCUCCCCGUUUCAUGAUUCAUCUCCUCCCUCCCCGUUUCAUGAUUCAUCUCCUCCCUCCCCGUUUCAUGAUUCAUCUCCUCCCUCCCCGUUUCAUGAUUCAUCUCCUCCCUCCCCGUUUCAUGAUUCAUCUCCUCCCUCCCCGUUUCAUGAUUCAUCUCCUCCCUCCCCGUUUCAUGAUUCAUCUCCUCCCUCCUCCCGUUUCAUGAUUCAUCUCCUCCCUCCCCGUUUCAUGAUUCAUCUCCUCCCUCCCCGUUUCAUGAUUCAUCUCCUCCCUCCCCGUUUCAUGAUUCAUCUCCUCCCUCCCCUUUCAUGA
Closterium sp. Yama58-4 is the source of this 705-nucleotide messenger RNA. The record is from the annotation of a GenBank genome assembly. NCBI's taxonomy places the organism in Eukaryota, Viridiplantae, Streptophyta, Zygnematophyceae, Desmidiales, Closteriaceae.